This is a messenger RNA of Porites lobata, 2153 nucleotides long. Lineage: Eukaryota; Metazoa; Cnidaria; Anthozoa; Scleractinia; Poritidae. The record is from the annotation of a GenBank genome assembly.
AUGGCGGGUGUUGGUUCUGGUGGAGGAACAAAAACACAGUGCAGAGAGCCCAGGAAAGCGUUGUUUCAGUCCCCAGAUCAAGAGGAUACUAGCAAGGCUCCAGGUUAUUAAUGUCUCCGUCUCUUUGUAUCUAAAAUGUCAUCAUAUAGCUAAAUUGGCAAAUUUUUUAAGUUCAAAACUCAGUGGCGAGGAGCGAGGAGAAACGGCUGUUUUCGCAGGCUAUGUUGAAAGCGUCACGUCAAUGAUGCUCAUAAGCUUAUGUCCAGAUAUUUUUUAGGAGUUUGCAGUGGUGGUGAUUAAGAAGCUCCCAAAUUAUUUUUGUCGUGAUUUAAAUUACAGUCGAACCUCUCGGUAGGAACACCUCUCUAUUACUAGCCUGCGUAGCAAGCGUUUCCGUUUGGUUUCGGAGACCGAGGACGGGAUUCUCGGUUUUGGUGGCGCCAUUUUUCGUGCGGUCUUUGACUCUCGUUCCUUAUUCUUUGCUCCUAAACCGCACGGAAACGCUUGCUACGCAGGCUACUCUAUUACGGACAUGUACAAUUUCCAAUGUCCCGAGAAAAUUCUCACAUAUUUUCUUUUAAAAAACCUCUAUAAUACGCGUACGGACUCUCUCUAAUACGGACAACGGACACUAAAUCUGGGCCCCAGAGAGUGAAUUCAUAUAAACUUAACCUCUUUAUUACGGACACUCCGUUGAUCAGGUGAAUUCCGAAUCCCAAUCCCGUAGAGUUGGAUCGACACGGGGUGAAUCCCGUCUAGUCUGGCUGGUGAGCUAUGUAAGGUGACAUAAAGCCCAGCCGCUGUAUACCAAAGAACGAUUUGCGAAAGGUAUACAGAGGAACAUAAUCGACGUUUUGGAGGCUUCAAUAACUACAGAUAGCAUAAAGAUCUUUUCUAUUACAUUUUGUACUCUAGUUACAGUCAAACCUCUUUCAUAUGGACACCAAAGGGACAGAACCAAUAUUGUCCGCUUUACAGAGGUGUCCGUAUUAUAGAGGUGGGGAAUGUAUGAUUUUUGGCAUUUCUGGGACCAAACGAACUGUCCUUAAUAGAGAGGUGUCCGUAUUAUAGAGGUGUCUGUAAGUAGAGGUUAGACUGUACUGUUUACUGUACUUGCAAAAUAGCAAAAGACGCUUUUAAAUUGUACUUUACGUUAGAACUUUUUACACACAGCAUUGCGCUGUAUGUUGUUUCGUUUAAAACAGUAAUUUGUCUGUUUCUUCAGUGUCCGUAUUAGAGAGAUUCGACUGUAGCUGUUUGGUGUUCAGGAAAAUUUCUUUUCCUCAAUCCUCUAUGCAGGGGAGGGGAGACGGGAAGGGUAAUUUGAUCCGUUUUCUAUUGCCUUUUUGCUGCGCAGGAAAUGGUGCUUAUUUUGGCACUGCUGAAGGAAGCCCAAUCAAAAUUGGCCAGGUUCACAUUUCUUUACCAGACCUGUCCCUCAAUAACAACCCUGAUAAUGACUUUCUUGCAGAGGCUUUGGAAGCAUUGCUUAAUAGAAUUCAAGUAGAUAUUGAAGUGGAUUCCAACUUGAAAGGCCUCAAGAAAGGUAAUGCAUCAGUCAAUUCCCGUACUGUCUGUGGUCUGCAUUGCAGUCGCCAAAGGAAAAAGAAAAGAAAAAAGGGAACAGAAUGCCUGUUGUUUUAUAAAAAAUGUCACAACAUUAAUUUGCAUCCAGCCAACUUACCAUGGCUUACUUAAAUUUGGAUUAGAAAUGGGAUUAGAAAUUUCGGAAAGUGCUGCAAAGUUACACAGUCAUAGAAUUCGCUUUAUCCUUUCCUACAGAAUACUGUUGCAAACAUUUCCACCUCAAUUUUGUAUGUUUAGUGCUUUGAAAAUGAAGGAAAUAUUAUAUGGUGUUCAUUCACAGAGCCCUCCGUUAUUGUAAUAAAUUAUCAGUCAUAAAUUUAGUCAUGUAGGUGUAGAUUAAUGUUGCUGAUUUGCUGCUCAUAUUGUGCUCAAAAAUGGCUCAUUCUGCUUAAAAUUCUGCUGGCCAAAUUUCUCCAAGCCUAUAUAAUUUUCCUGAUGCUCAGCUGGUUAAACUUUUCCUUUCAGAGAUUCACGAGCAGACACUCACAAAGUUAAGGCAGCAACUGACUCAGAUUAGCCAGGAUGAAUGGAUGUAUAAACCAAUUGACCAGAUCAUAGGCUUUUGA